Molecule: messenger RNA, 1800 nt
Organism: Staurois parvus
Lineage: Eukaryota; Metazoa; Chordata; Amphibia; Anura; Ranidae
Source: the annotation of a GenBank genome assembly
AUGGAUCCCACCCGAGAACUGAAAGAAGAACUCAGACUUUAUCAGUCUACACUCCUUCAAGAUGGGCUGAAAGAACUUCUUGAUGAAAAUAAAUUUGUUGAUUGCUUCCUGAAAGCUGGAGACAAGACCCUUCCAUGUCACAGGCUCAUCCUAGCAGCUUGCAGUCCCUAUUUUCGGGAGUUCUUUUUGUCUGAUGAGAGUGAAGAGAAGAAAAAAAAUCUUGAGUUGGAUAAUGUUGACCCAAAUGUCAUGGAAGCCAUUCUUAAGUACAUUUAUUCUGCGGAUAUUGACCUUAAUGAUGCAAAUGUCCAGGAUAUAUUUGCACUGGCCAGUCGUUUCCAAAUCCCUUCAGUGUUCACAGUGUGUGUCACUUACCUACAGAGGCGACUGUCACCUACCAAUUGUCUUGCUAUCUUCCGACUAGGCCUUCUCCUGGACUGCCCAAGACUUGCCAUCACUGCACGGGACUAUGUUUGUGAUAGGUUUAGCCAGAUUUGUAAUGAAGAAGAUUUUCUUCAGUUAGCCCCACAUGAACUAAUAGCUGUCAUCUCCAGCGAUGCCGUAAAUGUUGAAAAGGAAGAGGCUGUCUUUGAGGCCGUGAUGAAAUGGGCCAGGACAGACAAGGAAAACAAAACCAAGAGUAUUGUGGAGGUCUUUGAUUGCAUCCGGUUCCGCUUGAUGCCCGAAAAAUAUUUCAAGGAUCAGGUAGAAAAGGAAGAGCUGCUCAAGGGAAAUGCUGAUAUACAGAAAAAGAUCAAGGCUAUUAAAGAUUCCUUUGCUGGCAAAUUACCAGAGCUUUCCAAGGAGAAGGCAGACGGUGAUGUUGGUGAUGAAGAUUUACUUCCUGGAUAUCUGAAUGACAUUCCUAGGCAUGGCAUGUUCGUCAAAGAUCUGAUCAUUAUGGUCAGUGACACAGCAACAGUAGCUUAUGAUCCCCUAGAAAAUGAGUGCUACUUGGUGGCCUUGUCUGAGCAGAUCCCGAGGAAUCAUUCCAGCAUAGUUUCCAAAUCUAAUCAGGUUUAUGUGGUUGGUGGACUAUAUGUAGAUGAAGAAAAUAAAGAUCAACCAUUGCAGUCCUACUUCUUCCAGUUGGACAGCAUUGGAGGUGAAUGGAUUGGACUCCCACCUCUUCCAUCAGCCAGAUGUCUCUUCGGCCUGGGUGAGGCAGAUAACUGUAUCUAUGCCAUUGCUGGCAAAGACCUGCAAUCUGAAGAGUCACUGGACACAGUGUUCUGUUAUGAUGCUAAAGCCGUAACCUGGAAAGAAGCAAAGAAACUCCCAGUCAAGCUUUAUGGACAUUCUGUGGUGUCACAUAAUGGGCUCAUCUAUAGUCUUGGAGGGAAGACAGAUGACAAGAAAUGUACAGGCAGAGUGUUUGUGUUCAGCCCCAAAAAGGGAGACUGGAAAGACCUUCCUCCAAUGAAGACAGCCCGCUCAAUGUUCGGUGUUGCCAUUCACAAGAACAAGAUCUUCGUUGCUGGUGGAGUCACAGAGGAUGGACUAACAGCAUCAGUUGAAGCCUAUGAUAUAGCCAAUAACAAAUGGGAAACAAUCACAGAAUUUCCCCAGGAAAGAAGCUCCAUCAAUAUUGUCAGCUUAUCAGGAUCCCUGUAUGCCAUUGGUGGAUUUGCAAUGGUUCAGUUAGAAUCUCAAGAGUUUGCACCAUCAGAGGUCACUGACGUGUGGAAGUUUGAAGAUGACAAGAAGGAAUGGAGCGGAAUGUUAAAGGAAAUCCGUUAUGCCUCUGGUGCUACUUGUCUGGAUUCUCACCUUAACCUUUUUAAACUGACUAAGUUGUAA